AUGGCGACUCCAACUCCCGACGAACACAACGAUCGCAAGCCGACCUUGGCUUAUGUUGAAGACAAAGAAGCGCCAAUCAGUAGCAAGGAUGCUGCCAUGAUCGAUGGCGAUGUUCACCUGCUCGAUCACAGUGGACACGUCAGGCACAUUCCUAUUCCAAGUGUGUCACCUCGUGACCCCCUCAACUGGUCCAAGCAACGCAAGAUCCUUGUCCUGAUUGCCAUCUGCUGGUAUUCCGUCAUGUCCUUGUCUCUCGUUAGUGGCAUUGGCCCUGUUCUUCCAACUUUCAUGCACUACUACAUUCCCACUGGAACUUCGCCCACCGAUGUCCUCAAGCUCGUUACCUGGCCGGGUCUCUUUGUGGGCUUGGGCAACUUUGUUUUCCUUCCCCUUGCCCUUGUUAUUGGACGCCGUCCAACUUUCCUGCUCUCCUCAUUGAUGCUACUUGGCGCCACCAUUGGUGCUGCCCUCUCCACGAGCUUCCACUCCAACCUCACUGCCAGGUGCUUCCAAGGUUUGGGUGCUGGUAUCACGGAGAGCCUCCUGCCGCUUAUUAUCACCGACAUGACAUUCACCCACGAGAGGGGCUUUUAUUUCGGUAUUUACUGGACUACCCAAAACAUUCUUUCCAACGUUCUUUCUAUUGCCAGUAGUUACCAAGCCAGCAGUCUCGGUUGGCGCUGGUACUAUGGCAUUUUCGCCGUCAUCAACGCCUUUGGCAUCCUUCUCGCGGUCCUUUUUGUACCUGAGACGCGGUUCAACCGCCCUGCCGCGAACAUCAAUGGUCACGUGUUCGUUACCGAUGAGUAUGGUGUCCAACGUAUCCUGUCCGAUGACGAGGCUCUCGAGAUUCAGCAGGAGAUGGACCUCGACAUGACGCCUCUGUCCUUUGGUCAGGGUAUGCGUCUCUGGAACGGAGUCACUCCAGGUGGAUGGGGCAUGGCCGGCCGCUCAUAUGUCAGCAUGCUUCAGUGUCUCACAUCUCCUGGAAUGCUCUGGGCCGUCAUUUGGGCAGGUGUUAUGCUCGCCAUUUACAUUGGUCUCAGCCUUACUUAUGCCAACAUCCUUAUCGGUCCUCUCGGAUGGCCUGAAGCGAAUGCGGGUCUCAUCCAAAUUGGACAAAUCCCAGCCGGUAUUGCAGCUCUCGUUUUCACUGGAAAGAUGAUGGACAUUGUCGCCAUUCGCAAUGCUAAAGCCAACAAUGGAAUUCACACCCCCGAGGCCCGUCUCCCCGUUACUAUCCUUCCCAGCCUUGUUGGAAUCGCUGCCACGAUUGUGUACGGAUUUGCCGACGACGAGCCCACCAAGUACGGCUGGCCCACUGUUGUCAUCAUGAACUCGAUCUUUUGCUUCUCCUUCGUCAGCAGUCUCAUCGUUGUCACCACCUUUGGCGUUGAGGUCUGUCCCCUCGCGGCCGGCCCCGCUCUGGUCAUUGCGGUUGGCUUGAAGAAUGUGGUCGCGUUUGCCAUCACAUUUGGUAUAUCCGACCUGCUCAACACCCGUCCUGGUAAAGUGACUUACGGAAUUCUCGCCGGCAUUCUGGCCGGUGCAUCUCUCCUCGCCAUUCCCGUCUACUUCUUCAAUGCGAAGUGGAGACGGAUGACUUCUGGACGUGUCCAUAACUAG
This is a messenger RNA of Apiotrichum porosum, 1626 nucleotides long. RefSeq lists its product as uncharacterized. The record is from RefSeq and is a predicted model, not a curated record. Gene Ontology annotation, molecular function: transmembrane transporter activity. Gene Ontology annotation, biological process: transmembrane transport. Lineage: Eukaryota; Fungi; Basidiomycota; Tremellomycetes; Trichosporonales; Trichosporonaceae. The coding region runs from base 1 to 1626 and encodes 541 amino acids. The transcript has 14 exons.